GAUGGAUAACGCCUAGCAGUCAGCUACAAUUAACUUCCUGAGGAUUGGCAGUCUCUAGAAUAUUAUUUUAUAACACUUGCAAUAUAAAGUAGUUUCCUUCUCAAAGGUCUGUGAACCGUAUCUUCGUGACGAUGUAAAACUUUAACUCCCCUUCUUAACCUUUUUUUUAUGCCAGAUGCGUAGUACGUCCAGUAGGAUUUGUUAAUUUUAUGACAUUAGGUGAUUUUUAAAAGGGUAUAAGUUCGAAAAUUCAGUACAGGAAGAGUUGAAAAAUAAAAGUUAUGAAAGUAUUUUUAUCUACAUAAGAAUGAUGACGUUUUAAAUCCUAUAAAAGGAGAGAAUAAAGUUAAUCAAUGUACAGAAGGUAGCUGAACCAUCGGAGCUUGAGAAAGUUCUUGAUCCAAAAUGUCUCCUUCCACUUGGGUCUUGUUAUGUUGUCUGGUGCAGAUUGUAAUCGCUCAAGAUUCUAACACUCCAUACACGGUCGGUGACAAUCCCGAUGGCGAUGGCUACCAGAAUGACGCCACACCUGACGCUACUGACGUCUCUGUCAACCAGAAUGACAUCACACCUGGCGUCUCUGUCAACCAGAAUGACAUCACACCUGGCGCCACUGACGUCUCUGUCAACCAGAAUGACAACACACCUGACCCCUCUGGGUACCAGAAUGACAACACACCUGACCCCUCUGGGUACCAGAAUGACAACACACCUGACCCCUCUGGCUACCAAAAUGAUGACAAUUCUGACCCCUCUGGCUAACAGAAUGACAGCUAGCCUAUCUAUCAGGUAUCUAUCAGAAUGACAACAGUCUUUUUUCUUGCUGUAAGAAUGACUACAAGCCUAACGACGAGAACUAUAGUUACAAGCUCUUUUGAGAUGACAACGAUGGAUAUAGCUACAACAAUAAAAAGGAUGCAGUAAGCGCGUACCCUCCAAAAGAGGAUAAGAAAAACGACUAAUACGAUAACGGAUGCUUUCUGAAGUAUUAUUGUAAGCCCAUAUAUUAUGACCAUCUUUCUAAAAGGAUGCUUAUAUACUUAAAUGCGGCUUUUUUAUCGUCCCAAAGACGAGAUAUCGUUCCUCAUACAAUAGCUACCUAUCUUUAAAAAAAUAUUCAGUAAAUCUUUGCCAUGUGGAUGGAGAUUUCAGAAGCUAGGUUUUCUUCCAAAUUGUUAUUGUUGUGAUUUUUCUCUUAGUAUUAAUUAUGUGUGAUCGCAGAUUAUUUCUUCCUGUCACCCUGCCGUGAGCAUCUGGAUCAUUAAAGGACACCUAGACUAUUAACAAAAUGUCAUUCUUUUGUUGGGCUAAUAAGAAACUGUGUUAUAAUUAAUAAACAGUGUUCAUGUUUCGAA
This is a messenger RNA of Pomacea canaliculata, 1355 nucleotides long. RefSeq lists its product as uncharacterized. Bases 406 to 762 code for a protein of 118 amino acids. The transcript has 3 exons. Lineage: Eukaryota; Metazoa; Mollusca; Gastropoda; Architaenioglossa; Ampullariidae. The record is from RefSeq and is a predicted model, not a curated record.